CCUAUCAAGGUCGGGGCUGCAUGAGGCUGUCAGCCCAUCCGAGGCAAAUGCCUUGGCACGCCUGGCUGAGACAGCCCAAGGACGACGACAGAGCCUGGGACGGGCCCGUCAUGCCGGAAGGCCACACAAGAAGGGCAGGGGCAACACAGCCCAGCAGCGUGGCCAACCAUGCCACAGCAUCAGCAGCACAACGUACCCACACCGGGGCCAUCACUUCCAGACCAACAGCAGCAGCACAGCGGCAACGCCAAUCAUCUGCCUCGAGGCACGCGCAUGCUGCUGCCGACGAGUAGUGAGGCGCUGGCGGCACACGCCUGGCGCCUGGUGGAGAGCGGCGAGGGCCGCGGCCCCUUCUGCAGCCCCCGCGACGGCUGCGCACUGCGGCGGGUGCCGGAGCCGGUGCGCCUGAGCGCGGCACAGGCGACAGCCGCGCUGCGCCGCGCUCUGGACCAGCGGGCCGAGUUGCGGAUGGAGAUGGCGGCGCGGCUGACGUCAGCGACGCGGCGGCAGCCAGCAGGGGCGCCUUUGUCGGGGCCGCCGGCGGCCUUGCUGGCGGCGGCGGGUGCCUCGCCGAUGCCGUCGGUGGCGGCGGGGCGGCCGGUGCCACCGCAGCGGCGGCGGCUUGCCUCGCCGCCACUACCCAGCAGGUUCGCACCUGCCGCCGCCGCCACCGCCAGCGCAGCAGCACAUCGAUUGCACGAAGCAGCAGGGGCCCCGGUGACAUGCAGCAGGCCGGCAGAGGCAGCAGUAGGACCGGCGGCGGUGGACGGUGACGGGGCGGCGGUGCUGCCGCUGCGGUCGGUGCCGCGGCGUGCACUGCUGGCGUGGCUGCGCGGCUGGGCCUACCUGCAGCAGCACCUGGACGGCGGCGGCGGUGGCGCCGCAGCUACUGCCGCUGAGGGGAGGGGCAGCGGCGGCGGCAGUAGCGGCUGUAGCACGGCGACGGGCGCCGGAGGCGGUGUGGGAGUCAGCCAUGGCUCACUGCUGGCUGCGCAGCAGGCUCUCAAGGACGCCAGGGCCGCUGUCGCGCACUCAGCCGACAUGCCCAUGUCAAUAGCAGCCCCCGCUGCCGCCGGCAGCAGCCAUCAGGCCGGCUCGCACGGCGGCGGCGGCGGCGGCAUGAGCAGUAGCGGCGGCGGCGGCGGCGGCUGGCCGUCGGCGCACCUGUUGCUGGCGGCGGCGCAGGCGGCGGCGGGCGAGGCGCCAGAGGCCGUGGCCUUGUCCUGGCUGCGUGCACGCGGCCUGCUUGCAGCGCCGGCAGCGGCAGCAGCAGCGCCGCCGCGGCUAGCAGCUAGACCAGCCGCCACCUGCGCCCUCCCGCAUCCCGCGACCGGCGUGGACAUGGGACACAAGACCCAGCAGCAGGAGGAGGCGGAGCAGGAGGAGCAGGCGGAGGAAGCAAGCGCGGGGACGACGGCGGCGGUGCACUUGCUGGCGGCGCAACGUGAGGCGGCGGCGCAUGGGCUGGAGGCGGCGGUGGCGGUGCUGCCUGAGGACGCGUGGGAGGCGGUCCGCGACGGCGGCGAGAAGGGCCUGCUCGCGCUGCUGGCCCGGCGUGCUGAGGAGCGGCUGCCCGAGUUCCUGCGGCCGCGCCCCCGCUGGCACUACUACAACGCCUGGAUGCGGCAGCGCAUACUGGCGGUGCUGGACGCCGCGGAUGGGGCGGCAGCGGCGGCCGCAGCACCAGCCACAGCCGCGGCCCCGGCUGCAGCUGACCUGCCGCCGCCGCUGUCGCCGCCGCCGGGUGUGCAGGAGGAUGGCGGCGUGGCGGGCGGUUGGGGCGGCUGCGGCGGGCAGUUGGCGUGGCGGGCGGCGGUGGUUGAUAAGCUGUUGGCGGCAACUGACGCCAACGACCUGGAUCUGAUGCUGCAGCACCCGGUGCUGCUGCUGGCCCAGGCCGAGGAGUACCGGCGGGUGCUGUUGCUUCAGGGCGGGGCCGCCCUGGCCGCCCACACGCCCCAGCCGUUGGCGUGGGAGGAGAUGCAGCAGGCGGCGGGUGGCGGCCUCGAGGGACUUCCCAUCGGCUACCAGGCGUCAUCCGCCUCCGCUGCUGGUGGCCCCGCCGGCCCCGCCGGCAGCGCUAGCCCCGCCUCCAGGUUUGCCGCCGCGGCAGCCGCCCUGUCCGCAAUGCAGCGCCUGCCCCUGCCAGCGGGCCUCGCAGGCAAACCCCUGGCUGUAGCGGCGCCGGAGCCUGUGCUGCUACUGGAGGCGGCGGAAGGGGGAGGCGCGCUCGAGACGGGGGCGGCUGGUUUCGUGGGCGACCGCAGCGGUGUGAUGGAUGACUGCGCGCUCCUGCUGGCCCCUUCCACGCCGCGGCCUGCGGCGUCGCAGGGGGCGCAGGGUCGGCGCAUGCUCCUUGGCGCCAUGCUAAGGAAUGGCGGUGAAGAGACCGGCUGUUUUGGCAGCAGCCAGUUGUUGGAUUCGGCGGCACUAAGCUCUGCGGAUGUGCCCCCUCCGCCGCUGGCCGCGGAGGCGCCGGACUCUGGCCCAGUUCCCCAGGCUGCUCAUACCAGCUCAGCCGCACCGUACAGCCUAUUUGAGCUAGAUUAGCGUACCAAGCGCUUGUAGGAGGGCGUGCCGUGCGGGAGAUGGUUUACAGACUGGACAAAAAAAGGGCGCUGAAGCUGGACAUGGUGACUGUGUCAGGGAAGACUUCGUGCAGGAGAGCAGUUUUGCUGAGCAUAAUGUUGCUGUAUAGCUUUCAGAGUGUUGCAAAUGCCUGUAUGCCAGCUUUGCAGCAUGGGGGUGGCACGGACGCGGAUGGCCCCGUAAACUGGCCGACGACCCUAAAUGCGGGGUCGAUUCUCCAGAGAGCGAUUUUGAAUGUGAAAUUUAUAUCAGUGUAAAAAGCUCAUUGCGCUUAAUACAAGCAUGCAUUAAUAUCAAGAAGCAUUCAGGCACGCCCUCGCACCCCCCGUCCUGUACACCGCAAGGCGACAACCAUGAUGUAACUCGGUCGGCCU
Molecule: messenger RNA, 2963 nt
Organism: Chlamydomonas reinhardtii
Lineage: Eukaryota; Viridiplantae; Chlorophyta; Chlorophyceae; Chlamydomonadales; Chlamydomonadaceae
Exons: 7
Coding region: 274-2550 (758 amino acids)
Source: RefSeq, a predicted model, not a curated record